GCUGAUUGGGCAAAUAGUGCUAUGGCAACUAUUUUUCUUCUCAUUUGAAAAUGUCAGAAAUUGAUGACGAUGACGAAUUUGCAAAUGCCUAUUCACUUUUCCGUGCACUGGAGGAGAAAGGAAAGUACAUAGGACGAACCAAUAUAUUGCAAUCAGUAAUAUUGGUUGGCAAAAUAUCACCCCAUAUUACGGACCAUCUGGCUAUCGGAAAGUACUACGAUAGUCUUGCACACAGCUUUUCUUCUCCAGAUCAUAUCACUGGCCUCUUGAUGAUAUAUCCUUAUCAUGUCAUUCACAUAAUUGAGUCGAGCUUCAGAACUUUGUUAAAAAUUUUCAGAGCAAUUGACAAGUCAGAUAAAAUCAUCGAAUGGUACAUGGAGUCACACACAGAACGAAUAAAUUUAAACUUAAGUGAGGAAGAAGACAGAAAACCUUUCUCUGGUUUUGAUAGGCAGACCAUACAAGAAAUGUGCAGAAAAUAUGCACUGGCACCAACGAUACAUAAUCGGAUACUAUGUUCACUAGAUAAUGUUGUUCAUCGAAUAUUUCGCACAUAUGAGGUUUUGGUACUGGAUAUGGAAGCCACUGUUAUAUCUGACUACGAUUCUAAUGAAACUGACGAAAAAAAGCUGCUUGACCUACUUAGCCAGGUGACAAGGUUAAGUGUUCAUCUCGCGGAAGAACCGAUGAAAGGUCAAGAAGAAUAUGUUCCUGAAAUUUUUAGAAGGAAAUUGGCCGAAAUUUUAGGCAAUAUUCGUCAAGUGCACCCUGAGCUGAUUCCACAACAAGCGGUCGUUGGCUACUUUGCAGACGUGUCUUCAUACGAAGGAUUAAUAUCAAUCAAGGAAUAUAUGAACAUCUACGACCUACCGUACGAAACUUCAUUACAAUCUGAGCUUGCAUGGCCAGUUCAAAAGAACUCAUUCUUUUAUACCUGAAGACAAUCAAAAUUAAAACUAUCCACUUAGUUACUGGAAAAAAGUGAUUGGAGCUUCUGAAACCCUUCUGUAAAACUUUUGGCACAUCAACGAUUAUACAAUAAACUGUAGUUUUGUUCAUUUAGGUGUUAUUUAACAACCUAAAAAUACAAAUGCAUCCUUUAAAAAUGUUUGUGUUUGAUUUGAAAAGCCUCAGCUGAUUUCUAGAAAGCCACUGGUCAGUGUUUCUUCCGUUGCAACUGGAACGCAGUACACAUCAACACUAGCAGAGAGUUAUGACUCCUUUUUCAAGACGACCACAUAUCAGAAGGUAGACAAACAUCCACCUUGAAUUCAGUUUUAGCAAUGUCAGAGUCAACAUCAUAAAAAUUUCAUCUCAAGACCACGCACGUUAAUUAAUCCACUGGUGAAAAAGCCUAAUUUUGGACUGUAAAAAGGUAUCUAGUCACGUCCUUCGCAAUGAAUCCUAUUCGAUAACCAUAAAUCCAUAUAUUACAAUCCAGGAAUUAAAACACGAAAAGCGUCAGCCUUUGACCUGGCCAAAAUAGUAUGUUGGCCCAUGUUUUAACAACAUCAAGCAAUGCAUAGCAGUUAUUAGCAAAGAAACAGCCCGAAAUCUAUGAGGGACAAUGAUUGCGUGCAAGCUAAACGUAUCUAACAGCACCGACAAAUAUUCCAAAUGUAUGUUAUUUCUAUUCAAAAUGUAAUUUACUUUUGAUUCACAUGUCGAAUAUAUACAUAAGACACUUUUCUAACUAAAUUUACAUCGAUGUGAUUUGAAUUGCAGUGCACUAAAAUAUUCACCGUCAACAUUUUGAAUGGAUAUACUAAUACUGAAGAUGGUUCAAGGUGAUGAAUCUCCUCACAAAUUUUGUAAUUCUGUCAAGAGGUCAGUGAAACAUGGAUAGUGAAACUAUUAGAUCUUAUAAGUGUGCCAAUAAUGAGUUUAUGUGAGUCAAUGCCAAAGGAGUCUUUACACUCCGAAAAACCUUCAGUAACCUAAAUUCCAUAAUUUAGGUGCAUUUCUUCUAAUGUCGGUUCAUUUCUGCGUGUAUUUUUUUUUUGUGG
Molecule: messenger RNA, 2006 nt
Organism: Trichobilharzia regenti
Lineage: Eukaryota; Metazoa; Platyhelminthes; Trematoda; Strigeidida; Schistosomatidae
Source: the annotation of a GenBank genome assembly